Alnus glutinosa is the source of this 1008-nucleotide messenger RNA. RefSeq names its product protein BPS1, chloroplastic-like. The record is from RefSeq and is a predicted model, not a curated record. NCBI's taxonomy places the organism in Eukaryota, Viridiplantae, Streptophyta, Magnoliopsida, Fagales, Betulaceae. The transcript has a single exon. The coding region runs from base 1 to 1008 and encodes 335 amino acids.
AUGUUCCAAACCCAAGUCCCCCGCUUCCCUUCCUUCCCCAAGAAACACUCACCGGGCCCCGUCCGCUACGACGUCGUCGCCCGUUCCUUCGACGACGCCAUCCUCCGUCGUCUCAAGGCCUUGAAUCAACCAGCGUCCACGCCCAUCGGCUUGCCCUGGCUCUCCCUGGCCCUCGACUUCCUCUCCUUUGCGCACACCGAGGCGCGCACACUCGUUUCCGAUCUCCCCCUGUCACCCGAUUCCGAUGACUCGCUUGCCGGCUAUUUGGACGGCGCUCUCAAGCUCUUGGAUCUCUGCAAUUCCAUCUCCUCCCUCAUUGAACGCUUGCGCCUCCGUCGCCUCUCUCUCAACUUCGUUCUUCAACUUCUGUCUCCCUCCGAUUCCGGUUUCCCCGCGCCGGAGAAGCUUAGGCGGGUGCGAGAUUUGCUCUCCGACUCGGACAAGCCUUCCUUGGGCCUCGACAAACGGGGUUUUCGGAGCAAUCCCGAGGAUUUGAUCCGAGAUCUGGCUUUGGGCCUCGGCGACGCACCACGCGGGAAGAUCUCGUCCGCCAAUAAGCUCUUGCGCCGCACGAUCCACGCCCUCGGGUUACUGACUGUGUUUUUCGGCAGCGUCCUGGUCUCGGCUCUGUACGGAUCGCCGAAGAUAGCCGCGGUCCGAGUCCCUGCCGAGUUUUCGUGGGCCGACUCGUUCAACGCGCUCGAGGCGGCUGUUUCUACGGAGUUGACUCGGCGAUUCCUUGUCCAUGAAUUGGAUGACGUGGGGACACGUACAAGGGAGGUGCGGGAGGUGAUCGAUGACAUGGCGAGGCUGGACGAGGACAAGGGGAGGGAGAGGGUAAACGCCGCCGUGAGUGAGCUGAAGAGGGCGACGGAGGUUUUCUCGGAGGGAUUGGACCGUUUGAGUAACGGCGUGAACGGAAUGUUUGAUACGGUUUUGUGUAGUAGGAGCGGCAUGUUAGAUAACGUUAGAGUGGGGCAGAGGAAAGAGAAGCAACAGCCAAAAUGA